CGUUGAAUAACGUACGAAAUGGGAUUUAAUUUUAAAAUUUGACUUUAAAAAAACUGUUCUUUUCAGCCAGUGAGUACAGUACCAACACAAUAAAAUCGAGACAGUAAGAAAUUUAAACAGUUUCGCGGUUCUUUCGACAGUUUGACGUUUGAGAUUAUAGAGAUGGGGUCGACUAGUUACUUGGGAAAACCCAAAUCUUCUGGGUAUAGAGCAAAGAGCGCUUCUAGUGUUGGAUCUGAUAAAGAGAUGAACGGGAAACUACGUAGGUCCAAAAUCCGGAGGCCAACAAGAAUGAAUGAAUAUGGCCUGAAGAGGGUGCCUGAUUAUACUGAAUUGGCCUAUAAAGAAGCUGUGUCCAAACUGAGAUACUUUCUCUCAGGGACCUACGCACCAAGUGUGCGCAGUUACGGCGGCUCUCCAUCCCUCAAGAACCUGGACGAGUCUGAUGGUGACCUGGACAAGAAGUACACGUCAUACAACACCCUGGCCGAGUACAAGCCACGCCCGCGGUUGACCGCGAAAUAUGCAACGCUGUAUGCUGACAGCUUGAAUAAUUAUACGCCUCAACAUGUUAGCUCAACGCCUAACGUGACCGUGACUUCGCCCGCGGACCCGGGCAGCGCACCGAACCCUGACGUCAUCAAUUUCAUACAGAAGCAAGAGGAGUACAUCGAGCAGUUAGAGCGAGAGAGUCAAUACUGUCGGGAUGAGCUCAACAACCUCCUGGGUAAGGUCAAAGAGGUGAUAUCGGAGAACGAACAUCUCCACGAGGCACAGAAGAACAAACUCAUUUCCAGAAUGUUCCAUUCAUACAACGCUGGCUCCGAGACUGAUGAGCUCGACGAUCUGGGCGAUAGCACGGGAUUGGACAGUGAUAACAAGGGUACUCCAAAGAGGAAGGGUGUAAAGCAGCGUUCGUCGUCAGUCCGACUCGAAGGACCAAACAUCGUGUUCGAGUCCCGCAUCGCCGAGCUGGAAGCUCAGUUGACUCAAGCGAAAAUCGACCUGAAGAAAGUGCAAGAUGAGAAUAAUGAGAACAAGCGUAAACUAGCCUCAGGUCUGGUUGACUCAACCUGCUUAGAUGGCUUCAAGCGACAAAUUGACAACUUGCAGAGAGACAAGUCAUCCUUGGAGGCUCAGAUAUCGAAGUUGAAGCUGAGCCUGGACCAGAAGGAGGGCGACCUCGACAGCCGGUAUAAGCGCUCGGAGGCGGAGCACCAGCUCAGAGAGGAGAGGAACUGCUUGGAGAUAGAGAUACGAAGACUUAAGGAUGAGCUCGGCAAGGAGAGGUCCAGGGUCCGCGAGCUGGCGAGCGAGGGCUCGCGGCGCGCCGUGCGGGAGCGCAGCGCGGCCGAGCAGCGCUACACCGCGCACUUUGACGAGCUUCAGCACGACUUGGCCGCUCAAUAUGAUAACGUGUCCAAACUACAGUUGGACUUGGAGCGUCAGAGACGUGAGGAGAACGACCUGAAACGGGAGCUGUCGAUGAAGAACGCAGCCAUUGAAGAGCUCAAGAUGGAACUCAAAAACAAAACAUCGUCGCUGCAAGCGGACCUUGCGCAGGCGCACGCGGAGAAGGCGUCGCUGGAGGAGGAGCUGGCGCGCGCGCGGCUCGCUAUUGAGCGCCUCCAGCGCCAGGCCAAGCACGACGCCAACAGGCUCAACUCGGAGAUCCAAUCUCUGCGCCAGCGUUUGGACAGAGCUGAUGCGGAUCUGGUACACUCUCGUCGGGAAAACCUGCGUCUGUCUGAGCAAAUAUCUACACUGGAGAAAGAGGUGAAUAUGAAAACUCUGACGCCAGUGACUCCAGAGAAGAAGAAAGAUCUGUCAAUGAUGAUGGAGUCGAUGGAGAACAAACACGGCUGUGCGCAGUGUCGCGGCCGAUCAGACGAACCAAUCAGAACACAGCGCGACCAUUCAAGAUCCAGAGAGGAAUUACCAUCUCGCCGUACCAAACGCCGAUCCGAAAAAGAGUCCGAUUCGUCGAAUAAGUACCCACCAAUCAUUGUUGGGCCCCUAACGACCAAUCAGGAUCUCGCAAAUGAAAAAGGAGAGAAGAUAUACAACUUGCCGUUGAUGAUUCAACAGCCCUUUUUACGGGAGAAAAAGGAGCCUAUAAAAGUUGAUAUUAGCGUGAAGUUGAUACCGAAAUCUAGAAAGAAGGAGAAGAAGAAAAAAGCGCAAGUAGAAGAGAUUAUAAUUCAAAGUUCACCAAAUAAAGGAGUAUCAAAUAGUAUUAGUAUGGAAGUCACUGACGGAGAUGUGCACGUAUUAAAAGAAACAAUGGAAGUAGUCGAAGCGGAUUGUGAUAGUCCUAAAGAAACGCAGGAAACUUAUGUGCAAGAGAAACAACCUGAUAAAGUACAGGAAAAUAUCCCGGAAGAAAAAAUGGAAGAGAAAAAUGACGAUAUUUGUAAAGUUACUGAAGAAAUUGAUGCUGAUGAUACAAACGAGUCAAUGGUUGUUGAAAAUGUCGAAGUAACUGCUCAAAACGAAUCAGAAGAAAUAAACGAUAGUAACAAUGAAAUUGUUAGUGAGCAGGUGGAAGAAAACGUAGAAGAAAACGUAGAAGAAUGAAUAGAUAAUGAUCAAAAAAGGAAUUGAUGCAUGUUGUUUACUGUAGAUUCACGUAAUUAUAUAUUUACAUUGUUAUAUUGCGAGUUACUUUACGUUGGAUACGUUAUUUUUGUCAAGUAAUUGAUUUGUUAAAGAAUUGUGAAUUUGGCAGUAAAAUAUAGUUUUUUUUUUAAAGUAAGACUUAUAAUAAAAGUAUGUGUAAUUCUAUUGUCUGCUUCUGUUAUUGUUAUAGUGUGCAAUAUCUAUUUUAUAAUAUUUUUUCCUGUUAUUUGUUUGAUUACUUAAUUACUUUUUCGUGAUUAUGCCUAUAAAUUAUUUGUAAUUUUCAAAGUGUUACUAGAGUACAAAUUAUAAUAUUGCUACCUACUCAGUGUGCUACCAAUAUUCAAAUGGGUGAUGAUAACUUUUGUGCAAUAAAUGUAGCUUCGAAAAUUGUUGUGAUAUUGAUUUUUAAAUGAUAAAUUUUUUUUUCAUUUCGUAGUAGUAUACAGAGCGAACAGAGGGGCCACCACGAAACAUAAAAUCCAUAGCACGUCAUUUUGUCCACAAGUUCUCCAUUUUUACACGGUGCUUACACGAUAUGAGAAAAAGAGACACAGCAUGUGGACGUUAGUAACGUGCUACGUAUUCGUAUGUUUCGUGGGAGGCUUUUAGGCGAUUAUAAUUGUAACAAAUUUGAAAUCUAAACACUUCUACCUGGUUUGAUUCUGUCUAAUCUUCGUACAUCUGUAUUGAGCCAAUUUUUAUUAUAAGAAGUAGUAUUCAUCAUGAAUAAAGUCUAUCCAAAUAGGAUCAACCGUAAUAUAAAUUAUAAUCGCCCAAAUCCAUUAACAUUCAUCUCAUUGGGUAUUAAGCCAACCAGAGCAACCAACCAUAGAAGUUCCCUUUUGCCAAAAAAUGGACGAUGAUCAUAACUGUAAUCAACGUAA
Messenger RNA from Plodia interpunctella (Indianmeal moth), 3506 nucleotides. RefSeq lists its product as uncharacterized. Gene Ontology annotation, cellular component: centriole; centrosome. Lineage: Eukaryota; Metazoa; Arthropoda; Insecta; Lepidoptera; Pyralidae. The transcript is spliced from 14 exons. The coding region runs from base 163 to 2577 and encodes 804 amino acids. The record is from RefSeq and is a predicted model, not a curated record. Gene Ontology annotation, biological process: centrosome cycle; neuron migration; tube formation.